This is a messenger RNA of Mandrillus leucophaeus (drill), 3606 nucleotides long. RefSeq names its product sperm associated antigen 1 (gene SPAG1). Gene Ontology annotation, cellular component: mitochondrion; cytosol. Bases 346 to 2739 code for a protein of 797 amino acids. Gene Ontology annotation, molecular function: heat shock protein binding. The transcript has 17 exons. The record is from RefSeq and is a predicted model, not a curated record. Lineage: Eukaryota; Metazoa; Chordata; Mammalia; Primates; Cercopithecidae.
GGGGAACACACUGGGCUUUCCAGGCCGCGGGGGACGGUGGCGGGUGUCGGGGCGCGGUGGCAACGCUGGAGUUCCCGGGUCCACUAUCGCAGUCAGCCCUGGUGACCCAAACCAGGGACUGGGGAGCCAACUGAGACCGUUGCGGCUGGGCCGUGGGGCUCCCCGCUCCCGGCGGGUCCUGGCUCCGCUGUACAUAGAAACCGUUGCCACGGCGGGAGGAUGCCGUUUCUUUUCGGUCCCCGACUGCAGGGGGCGCUCGGCCCUGUGGAUGCAGGAAAGAGAGUGCCUCGGUGGGAGAGACCCAGCUUUUCGCGUUAGCAGGCCCCAGCAGUUUGAACUGGAGCUAUGACCACCAAAGAUUAUCCGUCAUUGUGGGGCUUUGGAACAACAAAAACAUUUAAAAUUCCCAUUGAACAUCUGGAUUUCAAAUACAUUGAAAAAUGUUCAGAUGUUAAACAUCUGGAAAAAAUUCUUUGCGUGCUCAGGUCUGGCGAGGAAGGAUAUUAUCCUGAACUUACAGAAUUUUGUGAAAAGCACCUUGAAGCCUUGGCCCCUGAAAGUAGAGCUUUGAGGAAAGAUAAACCAGCAGCAACAGCAGCCAGUUUUACAGCUGAAGAAUGGGAAAAAAUUGAUGAUGAUCUAAAGAGUUGGGUAUCGGAAAUUAAAAAAGAAGAAGAUAAAAUGCACUUUCAUGAAACCGAGACAUUUCCAGCAAUGAAAGAUAAUUUGCCUCCAGUUCGUGGUUCAAACAGCUGUCUUCAUGUUGGCAAGGAAAAAUGUUCUAAAAGACCAACUAAAAAGAAGACUCCAAGGGAUUAUGCGGAAUGGGAUAAAUUUGACGUGGAAAAGGAAUGUUUGAAAAUUGAUGAAGAUUACAAAGAAAAGACGGUAACAGACAAGUCACACUUGUCUAAAAUUGAGACAAGAAUAGAUACAGCAGGUCUAACUGAGAAAGAAAAGGAUUUUCUUGCCAUUCGUGAAAAGGAGAAAGGAAACGAAGCUUUCAACUCAGGAGAUUAUGAAGAAGCAGUGAUGUAUUAUACCAGGAGCAUAUCGGCGCUUCCCACUGUAGUUGCCUAUAACAAUCGAGCUCAAGCACAAAUCAAAUUACAGAACUGGAAUAGUGCUUUUCAGGAUUGUGAAAAGGUCUUGGAGUUAGAACCUGGAAACAUAAAGGCUCUUCUGCGUCGUGCUACUACAUAUAAACAUCAAAACAAGCUCCAGGAAGCUAUAGAAGAUUUGAGUAAAGUACUGGAUGUUGAGCCUGAUAAUGAGUUGGCCAAGAAAACCUUGUCAGAGGUUGAAAGAGAUCUGAAAAAUUCUGAAGCUGUAUCUAAGACUCAAACCAAAGGCAAAAGGAUGGUUAUUCAGGAAAUAGAAAACUCUGAAGAUGAAGAAGGAAAAGACAGCGAAAGAAAACAUGAAGAUGGCAGUGGAGAUAAGAACCAUUUUUCAAAACAAAUGGUAUAUAAUAUUUUUUUCUUCUUUAGGGCUCUGGAACUUCAUCCAUUCUCAAUGAAACCUCUUCUGCGGCGGGCAAUGGCCUAUGAAACCCUAGAGCAGUAUGGGAAAGCUUAUGUGGAUUAUAAAACAGUGUUGCAGAUAGACUGUGGUCUCCAGCUUGCAAAUGACAGUGUUAACAGGCUAUCAAGAAUUUUAAUGGAGCUGGAGGGACCAAAUUGGCGGGAGAAGCUGUCAUCUAUUCCUGCUGUGCCUGCUUCUGUGCCACUGCAAGCUUGGCAUCCGGCAACAGAGAUGAUCUCAAAACAAGCAGGAGACUCCAGCAGUCAUCACCAGCAGGACAUCACAGAUGAAAAAACAUUUAAAGCCCUUAAGGAAGAAGGAAAUCAAUGUGUAAAUGACAAAAACUAUAAAGACGCCCUCAGGAAAUAUAGCGAAUGCUUAAAGAUUAACAAUAAGGAAUGUGCCAUAUAUACAAACAGAGCUCUCUGUUACUUGAAGCUGUGCCAGUUUGAAGAGGCAAAGCAGGACUGUGAUCAGGCACUUCAGCUAGAUGAUGGGAACGUGAAAGCCUGCUAUAGACGAGCUCUGGCUCAUAAAGGACUCAAGAAUUAUCAGAAAAGCUUAAUUGAUCUCAAUAAAGUUCUCCUACUAGACUCAAGUAUUAUUGAGGCAAAGAUGGAACUGGAAGAGGUAACUAGACUCCUUAAUCUUAAGGAUAAGACAGCAUCAUUCAACAAAGAAAAGGAGAGAAGGAAAAUUGAGAUUCAAGAGGUGAAUGAAGGCAAUGAGGAGGAGCCUGGAAGACCCGCAGGGGAGGUCUCCACGGGAUGCCUUGCUUCUGAGAAGGGAGACAAAAGCAGUGGGUCACCAGAAGACCCUGAAAAACUUCCCAUAGCCAAGCCUAAUAAUGCCUAUGAAUUUGGUCAGAUUAUAAAUGCUCUCAGUACCAGGAAGGAUAAAGAAGCCUGUGCACAUCUUUUAGCCAUCACUGCACCAAAAGAUUUGCCGAUGUUGUUAAGUAACAAACUUGAAGGGGAUACAUUCCUCCUCCUCAUUCAGUCUCUGAAAAAUAAUCUUAUUGAAAAAGAUCCCUCACUGGUGUAUCAGCAUCUUUUAUAUCUGAGUAAAGCAGAAAGGUUUAAGAUGAUGUUGACACUAAUUAGCAAGGGCCAAGAGGAGCUAAUUGAACAGCUGUUUAAGGACCUUUCAGACACACCAAACAACCAUUUUACUUUAGAAGAUAUACAAGCCCUAAAAAGGCAGUAUGAGCUUUAAAUCAAGAUAAUUAGAUUUCUUCCAUGCAUGUACGUGUUCCAGGCAUGUUAAUGAGAUGGUAUUGUAACAGAGUUGCAUGGAUAAAACCUGGCCUAGAAAAGAUCUUUUGGUCUGCACUCUAAAACAUUUUACUUAUUUUCCUACAUAGAACAUGUAUAUUCUACAAUCUGCUUUUUAUUAGUUGUAAAUAUUUUCUUAUGUACCAGAGCCAAAUAAGUAUAUUUGAAACUUGUUAAAAAUGCAUUUUAAUUUAUAAUAUACAUAUUAUUUUAAUUACUUGUUAAAAUUUUGAGUUAAGUUGCAUUUCUUUGGGCUAUGAAGGAGUCCUCUUAAGUUUGAUAGAAAUGAAUUUCUUUAACAUUCUUUUUUAAAAGUGAAAGUCAUUAACAGUGAUUAUUAUAUCACAUAUCCUGCUAAGAUACACAUAAAUCCCAUUUUGUACUAGUACUCAUGGAUUACAGUCAGUUAAAAUGAAAUGCAACACUGAAGUCUAUAACAAGAAAUGAAAUAUUUAGAGCUAUAAGAGGAAUUUAUUUUUUCUAAUAUGGAAACAUUGCCUAAUAGGUAAGAACAAAAAUUGCCAAAAAUUUCUACCACUUUUUACUAGAUUUUAAAAAGCUACUUUCCUUUAUAUAUUGCUUAUAUAAGCAAAAAACCAACCACUGUAUUAAAGCAAACUAAGCCUGCAUUUAUAUCUGAGUUAUUACCUCCAUAUUUUACCAAAUAUUUGAAUGUCCCCCUUUCCCCCCUUUUUUUUUCUGCUUUUAUGACUAUAUUUAUUCCUUUACUGUAAAAGAACAUGAAGAACUCAUAUAUGUUGAAAGCUCCUUUGUUGACUGGGUCAAAGUGAAGGAAUUUCAAUCUCCA